Molecule: messenger RNA, 1028 nt
Organism: Paramecium sonneborni
Lineage: Eukaryota; Ciliophora; Oligohymenophorea; Peniculida; Parameciidae
Source: the annotation of a GenBank genome assembly
AUGGUGAUUUAAUAUUAAAUCGAAAAAUAAUAUAGGCAAUCUUUUUUUUUGUAAUUCAAAGACAAUAAUUGGGGUAUUAUAUGUUUAUUCUAUUAUAAAUAGAAAUUUUGAUUCCGUUGCUAUUGAAAAAACCAUUUUUCAUUUUCUCAUUCAAUAGAGAAAUUAAUAUGUAUUAAACAAUAAUGAGUGCAUAAAAGGAAUUUUUCAAUUCAGAUAAACCUCUUACUACUUUCCUAUUUAAAUCUAAAGUAAAAUAGUAGACUCUAGAGGAAUACAUAAUAAAAAAAACUCGUAAUAAUGUAGAUAGAAAGCAAUCUUCUUGCAUAUUUAAUUAUCAGAUUGUUGUUGAAUACUAAAUGAAAAAGCUACAUAUUUCUGUAUUAUGUCUUAGAUUUGAAUAGUUGAUUUAUUCAAUUGUUAUUGAUUCAGAGGAUCCAUUAAUAAAUUAAACUAAUAUAAAAUUAAAUUAAUCUCUUUAGCAUUGUAGAAAUAUUCUGAAUGCUUAAUUAAUGCAAAUAAAUAAGGUCUUAGGUCUUUACUUAUAAGAUACUUUUAGUCCUUUGCUAAGAGAUUUAAGAAUAUCUUUAUUUGAACUUUAUUAUAAAUAAUUAUAAAGUCAGAAGUUACAAUUAGUAAAAAUGAAAAAGCUGUUGCUUAAAUGUUCUAAAAUAUUCGAAACUCCAAAUAAUAAAAUUAAAAUUGAUUGUGGUGAAGAAAUACAAUUUGCUACCAUAAAAUCUUCUUUAAUUAUUUUUAUAUUUGAAAUUUUCAAAUAAAUUUAAAUAAAUCAGCAUGUAUAUAUAUUUAUUAAUCAAAAAAAAACGACAACAAUGUUUAUCUAUGGAUUAAAAUAAUUACCAGAUACUGUAUAAUUCAAAAGAUGUUUGUAAACCUUAAUUGAUUAGACAAACUGUACAGCUUAAUGUAUGAUUUUAUUUUAUAAGCAAGAUUUUUCUUUUGAAUUUUAAAAAUCUCCGUCUUCUCAUUUUCAUUUUGAGAAUAAUGAUAUAUUUUAAUAAUUAUUAUGA